UUAUAUAUAAAUAUAUAUAUAUUAAAAAGGGAGAGAAAGAGAGCACGGAUAUUGCACCAGCCUUGAGGUUUGCACUUUUUGCACGAGCCCCAAAAUCCCGCUUUUGCCUUGGCGGACCAUGGAUACGCACACGAGAUGGAAACGGAGGACUUGGAUGCUGGGAUCUGUAGUGCUGUUAUUAGUCUAUGCAGUCGUCCAGAGCAACGCAGCGGAACCUGCUGAUCUCUUGAAGGUAUUAGAUUUCCACAAUUUGCCCGACGGCAUCUCCAAAACAACAGGUUUUUGCACAAGCCGGAGGUCUUCCAAAGGAGCCGAUGUGGCGUACCGAGUCACAAAAGACGCCCAGCUGAGUGCCCCGACCAAACAGCUCUACCCUGCAUCUCCAUUUCCAGAAGAUUUCUCAAUCUUAACCACUGUAAAAGCAAAGAAAGGAAGCCAGUCUUUUCUGCUCUCCAUUUACAAUGAGCAAGGCAUCCAGCAGAUUGGCAUGGAGAUGGGCAGGUCUCCUGUAUUCUUGUAUGAGGACCACACAGGGAAGCCCGGUCCUGAAGAUUACCCUUUGUUCCGGGGCAUCAACCUAUCAGAUGGCAAGUGGCACCGGAUAGCCAUCAGCGUCCACCAGAAGAACGUCACCUUGAUUUUGGAUUGUAAAAAGAAAAUCACCAAGUUCUUGGACCGGAGUGACCAUCCCAUCAUCGAUGUCAAUGGCAUCAUUGUCUUUGGAACAAGGAUCUUGGAUGAAGAAGUCUUUGAGGGUGACAUCCAACAACUCCUCCUUGUGUCAGAUCAUCGGGCGGCCUAUGACUAUUGCGAGCACUACAGCCCCGAUUGUGAUACAGCUGUUCCGGAUUCGCCGCAAUCCCAAGAUCCCAGUCCAGAUGAAUACUACACAGAUGGGGAUGGCAACCUGGAAGCUGAAGGAGAAACCUACUAUUAUGAAUACCCCUACUACGAGGAUACUGACGAUACGGGCAAAGCCAUUCCACCGACUACCCAACCUGUGGAAAUUGAGGAAGUUGCCAGGGAAAGGACUGAAACCACUGAGGAAGUUGCCCCUCCCGCCACACAACCCCCACCAGUUGUGGAGAGCACCUUGGAGGAGAACAAGGAAGAUGAGAAGGUGGACGACCCACUGGUGGAUGAAUAUAACUAUGAACCCCUGCCUGAUGAAUAUUACACUCCACUUCCGUAUGAGGAUCUCAACUAUGAAGACAUUGAUAAUCUGGAUAAAUUUACAGAAGAAGGCGUUGAGGCAGAAGUCCCCACGAGUACUGUCAUCACCUACAAUGAAACUGAUGCUAUAGCAACAAGGAAUGAAGACGAAGAUGUCGACAAAGACUUCACUGUGGAUACCAUCAAAGAGUAUGAAGAUGGCUAUUACGAUGUAGGCGACUACGACAGGACCGACUCACCAGACAUCGGACCAGGCAUGCCUGCAAACCAGGACACCAUUUACGAAGGGAUCGGCGGGCCACGAGGUGAAAAGGGACAGAAAGGGGAGCCAGCGAUCAUUGAACCGGGGAUGCUCAUAGAAGGCCCGUCGGGCCCAGAAGGUCCAGCAGGUCUUCCAGGUCCUCCAGGAACAACCGGGCCAAUGGGCCCAGUCGGAGAUCCUGGAGAAAGGGGUCCUCCUGGACGGGCAGGGCUUCCCGGAGCAGAUGGUUUGCCUGGACCUCCUGGGACCAUGCUUAUGCUUCCAUUCCGGUUCAGUGGAGGAGGUGACGGUGGAUCCAAGGGCCCCAUGGUGUCUGCUCAAGAAUCUCAAGCUCAAGCUAUCCUACAACAAGCUAGACUGGCACUGAGAGGACCAGCUGGCCCAAUGGGACUGACUGGGAGGCCAGGCCCCUUGGGACCCCCAGGUAGUACUGGAAUCAAAGGCGAAUCAGGAGAUAUGGGGCCACAGGGUCCACGAGGCGUCCAAGGCCCUCCAGGUCCAUCAGGAAAACCAGGACGUCGGGGACGUGCCGGCAGCGAUGGUGCCCGAGGGAUGCCAGGCCAGACGGGGCCGAAGGGUGAUCGAGGUUUUGACGGACUGGCCGGACUACCCGGGGAAAAAGGCCAUAGAGGUGAUUCCGGCCCUUCAGGCCCUCCCGGAGCCCCGGGUGAAGACGGGGACAGGGGUGAUGAUGGAGAAGUUGGACCAAGAGGUCUUCCUGGCGAACCCGGCCCACGUGGUUUGCUGGGACCAAAGGGACCUCCUGGCCCAUCAGGACCUCCGGGCAUCGCUGGUAUGGAUGGACAGUCCGGGCCCAAGGGGAAUGUGGGUCCACAAGGUGAGCCUGGCCCACCAGGUCAACAGGGAAAUCCAGGUGCUCAGGGUCUUCCAGGUCCUCAAGGUGCCAUUGGCCCACCAGGAGAUAAGGGUCCUCUAGGAAAACCAGGUCUUCCAGGCAUGCCGGGAGCAGAUGGUCCCCCAGGUCAUCCUGGCAAAGAAGGUCCUUCGGGUGAGAAGGGAAGUCAGGGCCCUGCUGGUCCUCAAGGCCCAAUCGGAUAUCCUGGACCCCGUGGUGUCAAGGGAGCCGACGGGGUCCGCGGCUUGAAAGGAACCAAGGGCGAGAAGGGUGAAGAUGGCUUCCCAGGUUUCAAAGGUGACAUGGGCAUCAAAGGAGAUAGGGGUGAAAUUGGCCCUCCCGGUCCAAGGGGUGAAGAUGGGCCCGAAGGCCCGAAAGGUCGUGGUGGGCCCAAUGGCGAACCUGGCCCAUUGGGUCCUUCAGGAGAAAAGGGUAAACUUGGAGUUCCUGGUUUGCCGGGCUACCCUGGAAGAAUCGGGCCCAAGGGAUCCACUGGAUUUCCAGGGUUUCCGGGAGCCAACGGAGAGAAAGGCACACGGGGAACCCCUGGAAAACCGGGACCAAGAGGGCAACGAGGACCGACGGGUCCCCGAGGAGAACGUGGCCAGAGAGGUAUCACUGGGAAACCAGGACCAAAGGGAAACUCUGGUGGUGACGGCCCGCCGGGUCCACCCGGAGAAAGGGGUCCUCCAGGGACACAAGGUCCGACCGGAUUUCCCGGACCAAAAGGACCUCCAGGCCCACCAGGAAAAGAUGGACUUCCAGGCCAUCCUGGGCAGAGAGGUGAAACGGGUUUCCAAGGGAAGACAGGACCCCCUGGACCUCCUGGAGUUGUGGGUCCUCAGGGUCCUACUGGUGAAACCGGUCCAAUGGGAGAACGUGGCCACCCUGGCCCUCCUGGACCCCCAGGUGAACAAGGACUCCCUGGUCUGGCUGGAAAGGAGGGAACAAAGGGUGAUCCAGGACCUGCUGGUCUUCCUGGGAAAGAUGGCCCAGCUGGUUUGAGAGGCUUCCCUGGAGACCGAGGCCUUCCUGGUCCAAUUGGACCUGUUGGGUUGAAGGGCAAUGAAGGACCACCAGGUCCUCCUGGACCAGCGGGUUCUCCUGGUGAACGAGGUCCUGCCGGAGCUGCUGGUCCAAUUGGUCUACCAGGAAGACCCGGACCUCAAGGCCCACCAGGUCCUGCUGGUGAGAAGGGAGCCCCGGGUGAGAAAGGUCCUCAAGGUCCAGCAGGCCGUGAUGGUAUCCAAGGACCAGUAGGUCUCCCAGGCCCUGCAGGUCCUGUUGGCCCUCCAGGAGAAGAUGGAGACAAGGGUGAAAUUGGUGAACCCGGGCAGAAGGGGAGCAAAGGGGACAAAGGCGAACAGGGUCCGCCAGGUCCUACUGGUCCACAAGGUCAGAUUGGCCAACCAGGCCCAGCAGGAGCCGACGGAGAACCAGGGCCUCGAGGACAACAAGGUCUCUUUGGUCAGAAAGGCGACGAAGGAUCGAGAGGAUUCCCUGGACCUCCAGGUCCAGUCGGACUGCAGGGUUUACCUGGACCUCCUGGUGAGAAGGGAGAAACGGGUGAUGUCGGCCAAAUGGGUCCGCCAGGGCCACCAGGCCCCCGAGGUCCAUCUGGGUCCCCCGGAGCUGAUGGACCACAAGGUCCUCCAGGUGGGAUUGGGAAUCCUGGAGCAGUCGGUGAGAAGGGUGAACCUGGAGAAUCUGGAGAACCUGGUCUACCUGGAGAUGGUGGACCUCCUGGUCCUAAAGGAGAGAGAGGAGAAAAGGGUGAAGCUGGUCCUUCUGGGGCCGCUGGUCCUCCUGGCCCCAAAGGACCUCCAGGUGAUGACGGUCCAAAAGGUAGCCCUGGUCCAGUUGGCUUCCCUGGUGACCCAGGUCCUCCGGGUGAACCUGGUCCAGCUGGUCAAGAUGGUCCACCAGGUGAUAAAGGUGACGAUGGUGAAUCCGGACAGACUGGCUCCCCUGGUCCAACUGGAGAACCUGGUCCUUCCGGCCCGCCAGGGAAGAGAGGCCCACCCGGACCAGCAGGUCCUGAAGGCCGACAAGGAGAAAAAGGUGCCAAGGGUGAAGGUGGCUUGGAAGGUCCUCCUGGGAAGACAGGUCCAGUUGGACCUCAAGGGCCUCCAGGAAAACCAGGUCCAGACGGCCUUCGGGGAAUACCUGGCCCUGUUGGUGAACAAGGACUUCCUGGUGCACCAGGGCCAGAUGGACCUCCAGGCCCGAUGGGCCCACCUGGUUUACCUGGACUGAAAGGAGAUUCGGGUCCAAAGGGAGAAAAGGGACAUCCAGGUCUGAUUGGCCUGAUUGGUCCUCCUGGCGAACAAGGAGAAAAGGGAGACCGAGGCCUACCAGGUCCUCAAGGUGGAUCAGGAGCUAAAGGAGAACAGGGUAUUGCAGGUCCUUCUGGCCCAAUUGGCCCACCUGGUCCACCAGGAUUACCAGGUCCUCCCGGUCCAAAAGGUGCUAAAGGAUCUUCGGGUCCGACAGGUCAAAAGGGUGAAAUGGGCCAUCCUGGACUACCAGGACCUCCGGGACCUCCUGGAGAAGUGAUCCAACCAUUGCCCAUCCAGUCAUCGAAGCGUACCCGAAGAAACAUCGAUGCCAGCCAGUUGGUGGACGAUGCUCCCAACACGGACAACUACAUGGAUUACGCUGAUGGCAUGGAGGAGAUCUUUGGCUCGCUAAACUCUUUGAAACUGGAAAUUGAGCAGAUGAAACAUCCCUUGGGCACCCAACACAACCCGGCUCGUACCUGCAAAGACCUUCAGCUUUGUCAUCCCGACUUCCCAGAUGGUGAAUACUGGGUGGAUCCUAACCAAGGCUGUUCCAGGGAUUCCUUCAAAGUUUACUGUAACUUUACAGCUGGUGGUGAAACUUGCAUUUUCCCUGAUAAGAAAUCAGAAGGAAGUAAACUGGCCCGUUGGCCCAAAGAGCAGCCCGCCACGUGGUAUAGUCAUUUCAAACGGGGCUCCAUGCUCUCCUAUGUCGACUCGGAAGGCAACCCCAUCGGCGUGGUGCAGAUGACCUUCCUGAGGCUCUUGACCGCUUCGGCCCACCAGAACAUUACCUACAACUGCUACCAGUCCGUGGCGUGGCACGACGACGCCUCCGGCAACUACGACAAGGCCAUCCGCUUCCUGGGCUCCAACGAUGAAGAGAUGUCCUACGACAACAACCCUUUCAUCAGGGCGGUGCUUGACGGUUGUGCAGCAAGGAAAGGCUACCAGAAGACCGUUUUAGAGAUCAACACCCCGAAAGUGGAGCAGAUCCCCAUUGUGGACAUCAUGUUCAAUGACUUUGGAGAAGCGUCGCAGAAGUUCGGGUUCGAGGUGGGACCGGCUUGCUUCAUGGGCUAAGGACGGCCCCUCGGGAAACAAAGUCUUCCAAAAUGAGCAACCUCGUAACCUCAUUGUGCCUUCUCGUUAUUUUUUUUAAAAAGAAAAUAAUUGGUCACCGUCACGUGCACGUUUUGAAACUGGACCGUUUUGAUGGGUUUCUCGUCUUCUUUGUUUCUUGGCCUGACUCUGCCUGGGAACAAGCCAAAGCCUCCGACCGAAGAUGGAAACCGUUCCCCAGAGCAGACCGUUUCCCAUCUCAGAAUCACAUGACCUAAAAUUAUAAUCUUAUUUCCAAAAGCCAACCUCUUCCUCUGACGUAUCUUUUCUCUUUCUCUGCAUCUUCUUGGAGACCACUGAAGGCCUCGGCUUCCUGUCUUUGAAUGUAUGGCUCUUCGUCGCCAUCGGAAACACUUUUGGCCGCGAAACGUUGGUCAUUUUCAACACUCGACUUUCCGGAAACACCAUAGGAAAACGCCUGCCCAGCAUGUUCCUAUUUCUUGAAGACUCUCAAGGACAUUUCUAGAUAGGAUUUUACAUCUUCCCUGGGGUUUCGAUCAGAACCCACGCAGAAUACCCUCUAAAAGUGUCAUUCAAAUCAAAGGCUCAGACCCUAAGAGUAGCAACUCAUACCAAAUACACUUUAUGAAAAAAUCUUGCCAGGUUCUGACUGUAUACCCCGUAUGAUAAAGGUGCUUCUAUUUUUGUAUUUUGUAAGUAAAUAUUUGUAUAUUAUUAUAUUAAAUAUAAAGUGUUUCUGGGUUCAAAACAUGCAUGUGUCAUGCCCAUUGCGCCCCAUUGGGAAUUUCGGGAGCCAAUGGUCUCCCAAACCUCCAAAAACAAAAGAAAUGUUCACUGCCUUAUAGGAGACAUAUUUUCCCCAAAAUUUAAUUUCCUCUGGUUUGCAAUCAACUUUACGCCCAAUAUAAUCCUUUGCCCUUGUUGUUCUUGAAGGAAUCAAUGAGUCGUAUUUAACAAUUCGCUCCAAGAAAGUCUGAAAAUUGUAGCUUUCGGAGACUAUUCGCUUUUUUUUCCGUGUCGGGAGCAACUUGAGAAACUGGUGUGAGAGAACUGGCCAUCUGCAAGGAUGUUGCCCAAAGGACGUCUGGAUAUUUCACCAUCCUGUGAGAGGCUUCUCUCACGUCCUCACAUAGGAAGCUAGAGCUGUCAGACGGGAGCUCACCCUGCUCCCCGGAUUCGAACCGCAUCUUUUCGAUCAGCAGUCCUUCUGGCACAAGGAUUUAACUUUUUGCACCAUUGGGGGUGCUGACUAUUUGCUGCUCGAGGUUUAUUCUGUACAAAAUAAGCCAUGUUUCUGUUUUCUGCACACAAAAAAUACAACGCGCGGAUUUUGUACAGACUAUUUGCUGCUCAAGGCUUAUUCUGUACAAAAUUCUGCGCAUUGUGUUUUUCUGUGCAGAAAACAUGGCUUUUUCUGCACAAAAAACAAGAUGUUCUCCGAGGGAUCAACAAGUAAUUUUCACCAGUUAUUACUAGUUGGAGCAAUGGUUUAAUCUAGUGGUUCUCAAUCUGUGGGUCUCCAGAUGUUUUGACCUACAACUCCCGGAAAUUCUAGUUUACCAGUUGAAGUUGAAGGCCAAAACAUCUGGGGACCCACAGGUUGAGAACCACUUGGUUAAACCAUUGGCGGUUCAAAUCCGCGAGAUGGGGUGAGCUCCCAUUUGUCAGCCCUAGUUUUCCAUCUGGAAACAUGAGAGAAGCCACUCGCAGGAUGGUAACAUAUCUGAGCAUCCUCUUGGAAACAUCUUUGAAGACAGACGAUUCUGUAACUCUAGAAACAACUUGGCUCAAUUCGCUUCUGACAUGAUAAAAAAUCCGUUAUUACUCCUAUGAGAAAAGUUUUGAAAACUGUAGUUUGGGAAGACUUUUUUCGGUCCACAUUGUCACCUUCCUUCCGCAGGUCUUUCCAAUCAUCACCAACUUUUUUUUAAAGCUACAAAGCAUUUAAUGAUGUGGAUUGGGGCCAACCCGAAACACGUCUCCAAAGAAAAGAAAAUGCGAGAAUCUCUUUUUAAGGACCAAACUAAUUCCUGGUCCGUUUGAGGGAGGGAGGAUGUUGCUGCGAAAGAGACCAGCAAUGUAUAUUUAGGUGCUUUUUUAAUUUUUGGUCCAUAGCACAGGUUUGAGGUCAGCUCGGUCACUUUUUUUUUCUGCCUUCACUUGAUUCCAUGUACAGGUUAAUAUUUUUUUUCCAAAAAAACAAAUAGCAAAAGAAACGACCUCUUUUUUCAUCCCUCUCCCAACAUCCAUUUCCACUGGAGGAUUGUAUAUGGCAGGGAUGUCCAUUCUAAAUGGAUUCUCUUUUUAAAAUAAUAAAUAAAUAAAUAUAAAUAAAUAAACCUAGGUGCUUAUAUUUUUUAUGAUUCACAGUUCUCUCUGUUGGUGCUAUCUAUCUGAAGGACAACACUGGUGGAUCCCUGUCAUUGACCUGCCUCCGAAAAAAACCCUUUCCCUUUCAAUCCAGUCGAAUGCCUUUUUCAACAUCCUUUAAUCCCUUGGUUUUAUUUUGACUUGCAUGCCAACCUCAUCCUAUUCAGUAUUGUUGACCCACCGCUUCCUCUCGUUGCGUUAUGGUACCGUGAACCGGCCCGUUAAAAAUUGUGCGGUUGUCCGUAUGUGUGUGCGUUUCGAGAGAAGGGAGAGGCGUUUUCCGUUCCAUCCCUUUGUAACCCAUAGAAUAUUUCUGAAUUUAAUAUGACGGUCAUUACGGCAGACUUGUAUUUGGUCGCGAAACAUUUGUGGUGCUAAUUUAUGUGUUUGUUCAAUGUAUUGGAUCAAAGGACCAUUUAAGGUGCAAUGCCAUGGGUCUUUCCCUCGAAGGAAGACUUCCAUUUUAGUCUGUUUUCCCAAAUGGAUAGAAAGGGGAGAGCAAUGUGCAAUCCACGUAUAGCUAGGAUUCAAGGAAGUGUAUACAUUUUUUAGUGGAAAGGCAUCACAACCACUGUGAAUCAGAGCCUUCAUGUGAUGUCCGUUCCCAAUGCUUUCUUGGAGAUAUCUCUCAUCUAUGACAGAAAAGGUUCCAGAUGUUGAGGACCUUUGGUGGUGGUACUUCUACUAGAUCCCACCUGGGUCCUUGGCUUUAUUUCUUGGCUUUUGUUCAUGUCUUGAAUGGCAGUUUUAACGUUGUGUGCCAGGGAAGGCUAGAUAAAACAUUUCCAAAUAGAAAGGAGCACUCAUUAUGGGUUUGCUUGAAGGACAGAGACACCAUCUGUGUUGGAAGUUUCCCUUGUAGUCCAGGGAUGGAAAUACCGCCAAUUGAAAUUGCUCUCCUUUCUUCCAAUAUGGAGAUGUGAACUCCUCUUUAGUGAUAAAGGAACUCCUUUCCUGUCCAGGUUGCUCUCCCAUUCAUAAGUACUUUCCAUGACCCAAGUUGACCCUUAAAAUCCGCUCCAUAUUCCUCCAUGGCAAACAUUCAGGGAACUGUGUUGUCGAAGGAUUUCAUGGUCGUAUUCACUGGGUUGUUGUGAGUUUUCCAGGCUGUAUGGCCAUGUUCCAGAAGCAUUCUCUCCUGACCUUUUGCUCACAUCUAUGGCAGGCAUCCACAGAGGUUGUGAGGUCUGUUGAAUGGUCUGUUGUCCAUUUGCCUGGCAAUCAGCAUCUACUUUGAACCCUAGGAGAUACCUGGCGUUGUUUUUAUGGAUGUCCACCUAGAAUCAUAGAAUCAUAGAGUUGGGAGAGACUUGUAGGAAACUUAUCUAGUUACGAACAGACUAACAACCUCUGAAGAUGUCUACCAUAGAUGUGGAUGGUCUGUUAGGUCUGUAGGAAACUUGCCUGGUUUCCAACAGACUUCACAACCUCUGAAGAUGUCUGCCAUAGAUGUGGAUGGUCUGUUAGGUCUGAUGCAAACUUGCCUGGUUUCCAACAGACUUCACAACCUCUGAAGAUGUCUACCAUAGAUGUGGAUGGUCUGUUAGGUCUGUAGGAAACUUGCCUGGUUUCCAAGAGACCUCACAACCUCUGAAGAUGUCCUCCAUAGAUGUGGAUGGUCUGUUGGGUCUGUAGGAAACGUGCUUGGUUUCCAACAGACUUCACAACCUCUGAAGAUGCCUGCCAUAGAUGUGGAUGGUCUGUUAGGUCCGUUGGAAACUUGUCUGGUUUCCAACAGACCUCACAACCUCUGAAGAUGCCUGCCAUAGAUAUGGAUGGUCUGUUAGGUCUGAUGGAAACUUGCCUGGUUUCCAAUAGACUUCUCAACCUCUGAAGAUGCCCACCAUAGAUGUGGAUGGUCUGUUAGGUCUGAUGGAAACUUACCUGGUUUCCAACAGACUUCACAACCUCUGAAGAUGUCCUCCAUAGAUGUGGAUGGUCUGUUAGGUCUGAUGGAAACUUACCUGGUUUCCAACAGACUUCACAACCUCUGAAGAUGUCCUCCAUAGAUGUGGAUGGUCUGUUGGGUCUGUAGGAAACGUGCCUGGUUUCCAACAAACUUCACAACCUCUGAAGAUGCCUGCCAUAUAUGUGGAUGGUCUGUUAGGUCUGUGAGAAACCUAUCUGGUUUCCAACAGACCUCACAACCUCUGAGGAUGCCUGCCAUAGAUGUGGGUGAAACAUCAGGAGGGAAUACUUCUGGAACAUGGCCAGACAGCCUGGACAACUCCUAGCAACCCAUUCAAGGAAGUUAAUAUGGGACAAGUUCCCUGAUGGUGGAAACAUUAAACUCCAGUGUGAAACCAGCAACGAACUAUAUGGGGAUAGCAUGAAUUGCACUCGUUCUUCUUCCAUUGGUUUCGGGAACUCAGAACAUACCAAAGACUGAACAUUUGCCUCUCUGCGCGAGGAAAACAGCAAUUCAUACCUAUGGAAGGGGAGACGCCAAAGAUACCCUUGCUUAGGUCAUGUGAUUCUUUUCUGGUUAUUUCUUGUUGCUUAUUUUGUUUUCUGUCAAAAACUCAACAAAUCCUACCAAGUGUUGUAAAAGUUGUACUGAAGUGUUAUUUCCGCCUUGUCCCGAUUUUCGCCCUCCUUCUUCUUCUUCCAGACCACUUAGCGACGGUAUAUUGCAAUAAAAAUUACGUAUUGUAUUUGCAGACCUCUCUUUCUGUGUAAUUUUAUCCCCUUUUCCGCCCCUUCUAAUAGGACUUGGAGGAGAGCACAAAGGCAGGAUGGCAACGUUUUAGAGGACUCGUCCUCCCCUCCCCAAUGCACACACGUGCACACAAAUGCAAGUCCCCUCUCCAUCCAUAUUCUCCUUGAAUGUGUUGGUGUCCCUGUGAGAUUUUAUUUUAUUAUUUCUUGGAAGAAGGAAAGAAAAAAGAUUAAACCUGUGUAAUAAAGGCAUAAAUGUAAUAGAUCUUUUUCAAUAAAUCAAGUUUACCUAA
Messenger RNA from Anolis carolinensis (green anole), 10974 nucleotides. It is a transcript of the gene col5a1, whose product is annotated as collagen type V alpha 1 chain. The transcript has 66 exons. Gene Ontology annotation, molecular function: extracellular matrix structural constituent conferring tensile strength. The coding region runs from base 119 to 5653 and encodes 1844 amino acids. Lineage: Eukaryota; Metazoa; Chordata; Lepidosauria; Squamata; Anolidae. Gene Ontology annotation, biological process: extracellular matrix organization. The record is from RefSeq and is a predicted model, not a curated record.